AUGCAUUGGAUGAAGGUGGAGGACAUGGCGCCAGUAAAUGACACAUUGAAGGAAAUAUUGAAUGGCAAGACGAUAGCAGCUGCGUGGUUCGUGUCGAACUGUGGAGCUCCAAGUGGAAGGGACAAGAUUGCCAAACAGCUACAAAUUGAACUGCAGACGCAUGGCUUGCGUUUGGACAUAUAUGGUUCUUGUGGAACCAUGAAGUGUCCAAAAUCCAGUAUGGACGAGUGCAUGCUCAAAUUGCGGAGUGAUUAUUAUUUUUACUUGUCAUUUGAAAACUCAUUCUCGGAUGACUAUGUGACAGAGAAAUUGCUGAAUGCUCUCGACAAUUAUGCUGUACCGGUGGUGUUCGGUGGAGCAAAUUAUACUAGGUACCUACUGAACGUAUAUCACACAUUGAUGAUAACACAAAAUUCAGAGGGCCCCAAAUUUGUACAGAAGGGUGUGCAGUCGUUACCGGCGCAACGUAAGCCGCAUCAGAAGUACAUCUUCACUAGUAUGGAGUCGGCGGCUUACUAUCCAAUCUGUAAUCAGAAAUUGCUCAACUUUUUCAAUUGGACGUGGACUUACAAAUUGAAUUCUGAUCUUAACUAUGCUUACUUUUCUGUAUGGAAUAAGAAUGGGAGUGUUAUAGGACCUAAAGAAGAAAUGCAUUGGAUGAAGGUGGAGGACAUGGCGCCAGUAAAUGACACAUUGAAGGAAAUAUUGAGUGGCAAGACGAUAGCAGCUGCGUGGUUCGUAUCGAACUGUGGAGCUCCAAGUGGAAGGAACAAGAUUGCCAAACAGCUACAAAUUGAACUGCAGACGCAUGGCUUGCGUUUGGACAUAUAUGGUUCUUGUGGAACCAUGAAGUGUCCAAAAUCCAGUAUGGACGAGUGCAUGCUCAAAUUGCGGAGUGAUUAUUAUUUUUACUUGUCAUUUGAAAACUCAUUCUCGGAUGACUAUGUGACGGAGAAAUUGCUGAAUGCUCUCGACAAUUACGCUGUACCGGUGGUGUUCGGUGGAGCAAAUUAUACUAGAAACGGCCGAAACGCGAACUAUACCUACGCGCCCGAUGUCGGGACGCGCUCGGGACGCAGACAGACGCGGCUGUACCGCAGUGACGAACGGACGAUUCAUGCCGGAUGGAAUAUAUUUGUCAGCGAACACGUUAACAAUUAA
Messenger RNA from Spodoptera exigua (beet armyworm), 1161 nucleotides. NCBI's taxonomy places the organism in Eukaryota, Metazoa, Arthropoda, Insecta, Lepidoptera, Noctuidae. The record is from the annotation of a GenBank genome assembly.